UUAGGUGGCAUUCCGUAAACAGCGAGUACGACAAAAAAAGGGACUGAUAGUCGCCCAUUUCUUUCAUCUUCAUCUCUCUCUCUACGCUUCGGUCAUCUGUAUAUCUCUACGAAGACGCAAUUUGAAAUUUAGUGUAGGAUUUGGAGUUUGAAUUUUCAAUCGGGGACAAAUUCAUUCAAUUCCGUAAAAAGCGGCGGGCAGUUUGAAUUUCAUGUUGAUGGCGUCGUCGAAGGUGAUCGCGUCCAGGUCACCGCCCAAUUCGGAUCUUCCGCGUGACUCCCCAACCUCCUCCAUUAAUAUCCACUCCGAUCAAGCAGCUAGGGGUUUCGGCUCCAUGAAUAUGGACGAAAUCUUCCGCAACAUCUACCCCGAUUCCACCUCCUUCGACAGCGCCGGCGACGGAGGAGUGAUGAAUGGCAAGACGGUGGAGGAGGUGUGGAGGGACAUCGUCACCGGCGGAGGCGACGCUCCGAUGACGCUGGAGGCUUUCCUGACGAAGGCGGGGGCAGUCAACGAGGAGGACGUUGGGGUUCCGGCGAUGCCGCCGCCGGUCAUGAUGAAUCCUGCGCCGGGGGUUCCGGCGGCUCAGUUUGCGGCGGCGGGGUGCGUGCAGAGUGUGAUUGGGGUGGAGUUUGGGGGUGCGAGCGGCGGGAGGGGGAAGAGGAGGGCGGCGGUGGCGGAGGAAGCGCCGCUGGAUAAGGCGACGCAGCAAAAGCAGAGACGAAUGAUUAAAAAUAGGGAGUCUGCUGCUAAGUCCAGAGAGCGGAAGCAGGCUUAUACCGUGGAGAUGGAGGCUCAGGUGACAAGCCUAGAGGAGGAACAUGAAAUGCUCUUGAGACAAGAGGCUGAAAUGAACAGGAAGAGAUACCAGCAGCUCAUGGAGAACUUAAUUCCGGUGGUAGAGAAGCGAAGACCUCCAAGAGUUCUGAGGAGCACACGCUCCAUAUAAUGGUGGGUGGGUGUGUGGUUGGCGAUGACAAAGUUUAUAGGGAAGUAGGUCUUGGCCUGCCAUGGCGGAGCUCCAGCAAUAUCGCGAGAGGUCGUUCUGGCAUGAGCUAGAUGGAUAGUUAGCUACAGAUGUGGUAGCUACAGGCAUGUAAAUCAAAAGAAGCACGCUUUAAAAUUAUAAAUCAAUACAGUUUCUCUAAUUACUGGAUUCAUAUUAAUUAAUUUGCCUGUAGUAUAGUAAUUAUAUGUUUUGUUGUGGGUUUUCAGUAUUUUAUGUAUAUUUGGAUGCAAAAAUAUUUGUUUGAAAAUGGUUGAAUAUCCUAUUGAGGUUUAA
Messenger RNA from Salvia splendens (bonfire salvia), 1282 nucleotides. RefSeq names its product G-box-binding factor 4. NCBI's taxonomy places the organism in Eukaryota, Viridiplantae, Streptophyta, Magnoliopsida, Lamiales, Lamiaceae. The transcript has 4 exons. Gene Ontology annotation, molecular function: DNA-binding transcription factor activity. Bases 212 to 949 code for a protein of 245 amino acids. Gene Ontology annotation, biological process: positive regulation of DNA-templated transcription. Gene Ontology annotation, cellular component: nucleus. The record is from RefSeq and is a predicted model, not a curated record.